Molecule: messenger RNA, 3709 nt
Organism: Trichoplusia ni (cabbage looper)
Lineage: Eukaryota; Metazoa; Arthropoda; Insecta; Lepidoptera; Noctuidae
Exons: 15
Coding region: 260-3445 (1061 amino acids)
Biological process (GO): proteolysis
Molecular function (GO): zinc ion binding; metallocarboxypeptidase activity
Source: RefSeq, a predicted model, not a curated record
GUCUAUAAUUUUGACAACGUCAAUCAAGCAUCAUGGGCUACCUCAAAAUGAAAACCUUUUAAUCAAAUUAAUAAAGUAACCCAUAUCCGAACAUGAUUCCGUUGCAAAACUGAAUACCUAUUCCGAAAUUCCCACUAUGAAUAUCUCUUAAAAUGGACCGGUUAAAAAUCUGCCAAUUUGUCAAAAAUACCAAGAACCUAACCUAGCCGAACAAUAAACUUUCAUUUUCAAUCACCAAAGAAACCAGAACAAUCUUACAAUGACUGGAAGUGGUUUCCACCGCAAAUGCCAUAUGGCUUACACCUCAUCAGUGUCUCGUCCAACCACACCCAAAUCCGCUACACUGAGCAACCAUCGCGAACACUCGGCUGAUAGAGACGAACGUCGUCAUGAUACUCAACGAGAGUCGAGCAGUGCCAAGCUCUGCUAUAUAAAAGAUGGCGUACAGGUUAAAGAGAAAAAGUCACGUGAACCUAAACCAGAAGAGAAGAGAGAAAAACUAGGCAGAUUAAGUGAUGUCUCUAAACCACCAACUAAAUUUUAUCCACAACGCAUCAUGGAUGUCCAUGUGGAGGACAACUUUUUAAAAAACCCUGUCCCCGUCGAAGGGCGACCAAAGUCAACUCCGAUAAAGAAAAUAAACUUUCAGACUCGAGUUGACGAGAAAAAAGAAGAGGAGCCGAAAGAGUCGACGGGGCGCAUGGACUGGAAGGACUAUCAUCGACUGAGUGUAAUCCAUAAGUUCAUGGACGAUUUGGAACAGGACUUUCCAUCGCUGUGCACUACUGGUGUAAUCGGCCAGUCAGUUGAAGGUCGAAAAUUAAAAAUCUUGAAGAUAUCAAAUAGCAACGCGGGAAACGUCAGCGUGUGGUUGGACGCAGGUAUACACGCACGGGAAUGGAUCGCUCCAGCUGUGAACACGUACAUCGCAGAUCAAAUAACAAGGCACUUUGACACUAUGCCUGAGAGUAUAAGGAAUAAAGACUGGUACUUCCUUCCCGUAGUAAAUCCGGACGGUUACGAAUACUCACAUACUAUUGAUCGCCUGUGGCGCAAAAACCGUGCCUGGCAUUGCGGGCAAUGCGUUGGAGUAGACCUUAAUAGGAACUUUAGUCUUGGUUGGGGCGGCAAAGGAUCGUCAGACCAACCCAACAAUGCAUUCUAUAGAGGCCCUCAUCCGUUUUCUGAACCUGAGUCUUCAGCUAUGCGGGAUUUAUUUCUUAACUCUGGACUAAAGUUCAAAGUGUACAUCACACUUCAUAGUUUCGGUCAAAUCAUUAUAUUCCCUUACGCAUGCAGCUCUAAUCUUGCUCCUGACUACGUGCGACUACUCCAAGGAGCCACAGCUAUGUCAAAGGCCAUCUAUGACACAAAUGGUAAUACAUAUAAAGUGGGCAUUUCAAGGGACGUCAUGUACGGAGCAGCUGGCACCAGCAACGACUUCUCGUACGGCACAGUCGGCAUCCCUUACUGCUACCUCAUUGAACUCAGAGACAAGAAGCACAAGUUCAAAUUACCGAAAGAAGAAAUCGAAGAAACUGGUAAAGAGAUUCUUAGUUGCAUAAUAGCGUUGAUGGAGUUUGUUGACAACAGCAAAUCUUCAAGAUUUGAGAAAAAGUCCAAAGAUCCUGAAGAACCACAUGCAAAGAUAGCAGACGCUAAUGUCGAAAGAAUCGAUUCUGUUGUUGAUAGAAGUGAAUAUUACAUAAAAAAGAUCAAUAAUAAUCUAAAGCACGCAAAUUUUUAUUUAAAUAAAAAUAGCGAUGGUGAUAUAAAGUGGGACGUACAGAAGUUUGAUUGCGAGGUGCAGAAGGGCGAUUCAUUCAUCAAAACGAAAGUUUCACAGUUUCCUGAAAGUGAUUCUGGCACUCAGAAAUGCGAACAUUACGUACGCCAAGAUGACCGCUAUGUCUUGAAACAGGAGUCCGAGCAUUACGAACCUAAAGUUUUAUGCGAGAGCAAGAACUCGUUUGAUAGAAAAGUCGAAUAUUUCGAAAAAAAAGUCGAGCAAAUGAGAGAUACUCUCUCUCAAAACGAGAACAUUUUUGACGAAGAUAGUGAUACUUACUCAGUGAAAGAUAAAUAUUGUCACAUAACAGAUGACGAUUUUCCCGAAAAAAGCCUUGUCGGCCGACAACAGUCUUCUGAGGAGGCUGAUUUAAGUAUGAAAAUUCAUUUGAAAAUGUUUAUUAAGCACCUAAGAUAUAAAAGUUACAGAGAAGAUCUGAGGGUGAUAUCAAUGGACGAAAUUUUCGGCGGGAUAUUAUUUUUCAUGCUACAAUUUAUAAAAGCGGCGAAGCGCCAGUCGAUCAAUAUAUGGAAAGAGGAACGUAGUACUAUGGACAUUAUGGUCGAUGGCAACAGAACUGGUCAAGUCGCUGGAAUGUUACACGAGAGAGAAAUCCCUUAUUCUGUUGCUAUACCUGACGUUACAGACCUCCUUGAGAAGGAAAACGGUUCCCGUCAAUCUAUACCAAGGAGGGCUUAUUUUCUUAUCCCGGGUCUAACGAUGGAUUGGAAGAACUAUCACAGGCUGGAUGCAAUUUACGCUUUCAUGGACAACUUGGCUGCAGAAUAUCCAUAUCUAUGUCAAGUUAGUGUGAUCGGGAAGUCGGUGGAAGGAAGGGAUAUUAAGAUGCUAAAAAUUUCGAAUGGCAACGAGAAUAACGCCGGCGUAUGGAUUGACGGAGCCAUCCACCCUCGCGAGUGGAUCAGUCCAUCAGUGGUGACUUACAUUGCAGACCAGAUUGUCCGGACAUUUAAUGAGUUGCCCAGUAGCGUCACCAACAAAGACUGGUAUAUUCUUCCAGUGAUGAAUCCAGAUGGGUAUGAAUACACUCACACACACGACAGAAUGUGGCGGAAAAACCGAGCGCGGUACGGCGAAUGUGUCGGUGUCGAUCUUAAUAGGAAUUUCAGUUAUGGUUUCGGUGAAAAAGGAGAUGAAGGUUCUUCAGAUGAUCCGGGAAAUAUAUUUUACAGAGGACCGAAAGCCUUCUCUGAACCAGAAACGGCUGCAGUCAAGCGUGCAAUAGUGGAAGCGAAGACCGCGUUCAAGGUGUUCCUGUCGUUCCACAGCUAUGGUGAGGUCAUCAUCUUCCCUUGGGGCUACACCAGUGAACCAUGCCCCGAUUACGUCGAACUGCUAGAAGGAGGAACCGCUAUGGCAAAGGCAAUCCACCAAGUAAACGGUCACACAUACAAGGUAGGCAGCACAAAAGACCUUAUGUACUACGCCGCAGGGACCAGUAUCGAUUGGAGCUACGCAGUCACCAACAUCCCAUACUCCUACAUGGUCGAGCUCAGAGGGAAAACCCACAGGUUCCUUCUGCCUAAAGAAGAAAUUAUCACAACGUGCGUAGAAGUACUGAACGGGGUUUACAGGUUGAUGGAUUUUGUGGACAGACGAUGUAAAGGGACUGAUACAUGCCCUUGUCCCAAAUGAAAAAUAAGAAACAUUGAGACCUCAUGAAGAACCGAUCAAGCCGACAUCGAGAAUUUAACCAAAUUUUACAGACAUAAGUUUAAUUCAGAGUUACAAAAUCUUGGAAUAUUACUGUUGAAAACUAUUUGUCAUCUUUAACGGGGAUGGCUUGGUAAUUUUCUCUAUUGGGCCUCAUAACAGUAACAUUAUUUAACUAACCAUGUCUGCCACGUAUUUAUAAGUAAUUGUCUAAAUGAAAUGCAUUAUACAACAUAACAACUAAGA